Molecule: messenger RNA, 6911 nt
Organism: Bombyx mori (domestic silkworm)
Lineage: Eukaryota; Metazoa; Arthropoda; Insecta; Lepidoptera; Bombycidae
Gene: TrpA1
Product: transient receptor potential cation channel subfamily A member 1
Exons: 22
Coding region: 3-3740 (1245 amino acids)
Biological process (GO): monoatomic ion transport; transmembrane transport
Cellular component (GO): membrane
Molecular function (GO): monoatomic ion channel activity; protein binding
Source: RefSeq, a predicted model, not a curated record
UCAUGUGGUUUCGAAAGUUAAGAGCUUCGCGGCCCGUUCCUCAGAGGCCUGAGCUGGGUCCGGCCAUCAUUGUUGAUGGAGCAAUCGCCCAUGUCGAGGAUAGUAUUAUCGUCGCCAAAAGUAAUUCAAGAAAGAGAGGCUUCAUCGACUGGAUGUGGACUCUUAGUGGAAGGAAUCAACAGCAGCACGAAACGCCAGAUCCCGGCGGAGAACUCCAGACAAUGCUUCCCAGUACGACUGAUAUGCUGAAUUCGGGGGAAGUAUGCUUCCUAGCCGAGAGCCCGUUCAGGAUACUGAGGGCUGCUGAAAGCGGAAAUGUCGAUGACUUCAUGCGAUUGUACCUCAGUGAGCCUUCUCGUCUUGCUGUGCGCGAUGGAAGGGGUCGUACAGCUGCACAUCAAGCCUCUGCUCGAAACAACACUAAUAUAUUGCAUUUCAUCAAUAACUACGCUGGAGACCUUAACGCUAAGGAUAACGCCGGGAACACACCGCUCCACGUGGCUGUCGAGAAUGAAGCCCUCGACGCUAUAGAGUAUUUGUUGCAGCAACACGUCGAAACUUCUGUCCUCAACGAGAAGUGUCAAGCUCCAAUACACAUGGCAACUGAACUAAAUAAGGUAUCCGUACUUCAAGUGUUUGCGAAGUACAAGUCCUUGUUCAACGUCAACCAAGGUGGCGAACACGGCAGAACGGCUCUUCAUUUCGCUGCAAUACACGACCACGAUCUCUGCGCCAAAAUAUUGAUAACCGAUCUGGACGCUGAAUGGAAGAAGCCUUGCAACAACGGUUACUAUCCCAUUCACGAGGCGGCAAAAAAUGCUUCAUCAAGGACUAUAGAAGUGUUCCUGCAGUGGGGCGAACAAAGAGGGUGUACUAGGGAGCAAAUGAUUUCCCUUUACGACAACGAAGGCAACGUCCCUUUACACUCAGCCGUUCAUGGAGGUGAUAUCAAGGCCGUAGAGCUGUGUCUUCGAUCCGGAGCAAAAAUAUCCACACAGCAACAUGAUCUGUCAACACCUGUGCACUUAGCUUGCGCUCAAGGAGCACUCGACAUCGUGAAGUUAAUGUUUACUAUGCAACCAAAAGAGAAGCAUGCGUGUCUGACAUCCUGUGACGUACAGAAAAUGACGCCUAUUCAUUGUGCCGCCAUGUUCGACCACCCGGAGAUCGUAAACUAUUUAAUCAACGAAGGCUCUGAUAUCAACCCUCUGGAUAAGGAGCGAAGGUCCCCUUUACUUUUGGCUGCAUCUAGGGCGGGAUGGCGUACGGUUCACACUUUGAUACGCUUGGGUGCUGACAUACAACUAAAGGACAUAAACAGUCGCAACGUGUUGCAUCUGGUCGUCAUGAAUGGUGGUCGCCUAGAGGAUUUCGCUGCGAGCUGCAAGGAUCACUGCGAGAAAAGUCUCUUACAACUGUUGAACGAAAAAGACAACACCGGGUGCUCGCCACUACACUACGCGAGUCGUGAAGGUCACAUCAGGUCUUUGGAGAACUUGAUACGCUUGGGAGCUUGCAUCAAUCUCAAGAACAAUAACAAUGAGAGUCCAUUGCAUUUCGCUGCAAGAUACGGACGCUUUCACACCGCCUGUCAACUCCUCGAUUCUGAUAAAGGCACUUUCAUUAUCAAUGAGAGUGACGGCGAAGGCCUAACUCCUUUACAUAUAGCUUCACGCGAAGGACAUACAAGAGUCGUGCACUUAUUAUUAAACCGCGGGGCCUUGCUUCAUCGAGAUCAUAAUGGAAGAAACCCUUUGCAUCUGGCCGCUAUGAGUGGAUAUACAAAAACCAUUGAACUGUUGCAUUCUGUUCAUUCUCAUUUGUUGGACCAGAUUGAUAAGGAUGGGAAUACUUCUCUUCAUUUGGCCACAAUGGAGAAUAAGCCGUCGUCCAUUGCUUUGCUAUUGUCUAUGGGCUGUCGACUAAGCUAUAAUAAUAUGGAUAUGAGCGCAAUAGAUUACGCUAUAUACUACAAGUUCCCUGAAGCCGCUCUUGCUAUGGUCACUCAUGAGCAAAGAGCCAAAGAAGUUAUGGCCUUACGUUCAGAUCGCCAUCCUUGCGUGACCUUGGCUCUCAUCGCCUACAUGCCGCGAGUCUUUGAAGCUGUACAAGAUAAGUGCAUUACCAAAGCCAACUGCAAGAAGGAUUCAAAAAGCUUCUAUAUCAAGUACAGCUUCGAGGCGCUCUGCCCUCAAUUGAUGGACGAGGACGGAACUAGGAAAUCUCAACAGGCCCAGCAAAUACCUUUACCGGCUCUCAACAUUAAGUAUUCGUUCAAAUACUACCAGAAAUCCAAGCAUGAAAUCGAAGCGCUAAGACUGGCGCACAAUGACCCAAAAUAUCGUCCAGAACCGUUGAGUGUUAUCAACGCGAUGGUAGCACACGGGCGUGUAGAGCUAUUGGCGCAUCCCUUGAGCCAAAAAUACCUGCAAAUGAAGUGGAAUUCCUAUGGAAAAUACUUUCAUCUCGUGAAUGUGCUGUUCUAUUGUAUUUUCCUGAUCUUCGUCACUGUGUAUUCAUAUCUUCUGAUGGAGCACGUGAAUCCAAUAAAUAAAAGGGAAAGGAGUCGGGUUGGUGAUGUCUAUUACAAUUACACCGCUACAAAUCGAACACAAACAAACUGGGAUAUUGAUGCAGAUUUCGAAGCCAUCUUAAUUAUGUAUACAAGCUCUGUGGUUAUUAUGGUUUAUAUUUCCGUCUGUAUGAUGCGGGAAGCAUAUAAUUUAAAGCAGCAAAAAUGGCAUUACAUAGUGGACCCAUCUAACCUUGUAUCUUGGACAUUGUAUAUUAGUGCCACUAUAACAGUAUUUCCAACUCUCUAUGGACAUUAUAGUAAUUAUCAGUUCUCAGCGGCAUCGAUAACCGUAUUCCUGUCUUGGUUCGAACUGUUAUUGCUGCUCCAACGUUUCGAUCAAGUCGGGAUCUACGUUGUGAUGUUUCUCGAAAUACUCCAGACUCUCAUCAAAGUGUUGAUGGUUUUCUCCAUUCUGAUCAUCGCGUUCGGCCUGGCCUUUUACAUUUUGCUCUCUAAAGGGAAUCACCUUUCUUUCAGCAACAUCCCUAUUGCUUUGAUGAGAACAUUCGCUAUGAUGCUUGGUGAAUUAGAUUUUGUCGGAACUUAUGUGCAGCCCUACUACAAGGAUGACUCUGAUAUAAUUCUGCCUUUCCCGAUACCGACGUUCAUAAUCCUUGCUCUGUUCAUGAUUUUGAUGCCCAUACUUCUAAUGAACUUGCUUAUUGGUUUGGCCGUUGGUGAUAUUGAGAGUGUUAGGAGAAACGCUCAGCUGAAACGGCUGGCUAUGCAGGUCGUCUUACAUACCGAACUUGAAAGAAAACUACCAGCAUUCCUAUUGGAGAAAGUCGACAAACUAGAACUGAUCGAAUACCCAAAUAAUAAGAAAUGUAAACUCGGAUUUUUGGAUUUAAUCUUGCAUAAAUGGUUUUGUAAUCCUUUCACAGAAGAUACUGGCUUGGACUUAGUUUUGGAGAACAACGACGAUUACGUAACGGAACAAAUGGAAAAGCAGAAGCGUAAAUUCCGUGAGAUGCAGAAUGUAUUGGACCAACAAUAUUUACUACUCCGGCUAAUUGUGCAGAAAAUGGAAAUCAAAACCGAAGCCGACGAUGUGGACGAAGGCGUAUCGCCGAAUGACACUAAAGUGGUUCCCCGCUGGAGCUCUCAUAGGAACCGCAAGAAGUUGCAUUCGGCCCGAGCUGCUUCAUUUAACAAGUCGACCUGAUUUGCGCAUCUUUUUAGUUUCAAAUUGAAAUAGAGAUAUUUCUCAUUCAUCACAACACGUAGCUCUGAGAUUUCUAAUUUUUUUUUUAUUGGGUCACACACGAUUUGGCGGCGUGAAAAAUCGCAGUUUAAGCCUUUAUUGCUCUCCAGUCACUCCGCAAUCACGGCCUUAAGCACCCGGUACCGGACACUUUAGAACGUCCUAAAAUCACCUCCCUCAAAUUAGACUUGCGGUACAAACAACAAUAUAAGCUGUAAAAUAUAAGUGUGAUUCCACAAAUGAAUAUACGACGUAGUCUGGCCCGACAAGACUUUAUUGAUUAAACACGCAACCGACAUCUUCAACAUUGGUAUCAACAUACAUCAACUUCAACUUCAACAUUGUCUAUUCAUUAAAGCUUGUAGAUAGCACAACAUGAAUCCCACCAUAUAUCUCGAGUGCUAAAAUCUAAUGGUUAAUGAUUUGUGGCUUUGUGUGCUGUGUGCUAGUGUUGUCUAGCUGUGGGAUCUUACAAUAACGUCUUACAGCCAGUAAAAUUUGGGUUUGGUCAUAUUAAUUUUUUAAGUGUUAAUACCGUCGAAAUAGCAUUUUAUAUAUUAUAUGAGAAUAAGAAGUAAAGAUCUUACGUGGUAUUUUUCUGUAUUUCCCCUUUCCAACUACUGUUACUUCUCCUUAAUUUGUCCGUAGUUUUGUUUCCCUACCUAAUCAUUAGUAGCCUAAGGGGCUAUUCUGGCGUUAUGAUUAAAGGUAAGAUCACGGGCCGAAACCUGAAAGGAUUCGCUAAUACUGGCCCUAGUAAGAGCAGUACUUCGCUGAAUCUUCUACCAGAUUGGAUUCGCGACCAUUAGUCGGGCCAUUAUUGUGAAAGACGUGUAAAGAAGAAACAGUAGAUACAACUAGCAUCUACAGCAGCAUACUACAGCUUGGGAUUUUUUUGCUUACCUCAUCUAAGCUUAAUACCUUUUUUGGGAAUUCUCUUUUAAUUCUUUAUUUAAUUUUUGUCUCGUCGCUGUGUGUUUUGUAGUGACUUCCGCUACUAUUGUCCUGCACUAAUGCACGUGUCAUCAGGCUUAACGUAGAUUAAUUAUAAUUAAUAUAAUAUUAAUCACUUGUAUUGGUGUCAAAUUAUUGUUAAGUAUUUAAAGAACUAUUUAUUGUAAUAGAAACGAACUAUACGUACAUUUAUCUAUUUUUAACCGUUACAAUCGGUUCUGAAGCUGCACUGACAUUGCUGAGUUCCUAUUAUAACUCUCCAGACAUAAUAAUCAUAGAAUUUUUAAGCUAUUGCAUAGAUUUUAUCGCGGCCCUUGAACACGGCUUGAGAGCAGAAUCGUGAAAUUCCGUAACGAAAAAAACCUUCCACCCCUCACUACGCCUACUAUGUAGCUCGCGUUCAACACAUUCAUACGUUGCGCUUGUAUAGUGUUUAAAGUAAGAAGUCUAAACACCGAUUUAGGUACUAUCAAAAUAUGUCAUAUAAUUUCAUGGGUAACAACAACGAUAACGCGAUUCAGCUUUUGCGUCAUCUAUCGGCGACAAACGGAAUUUUAAAAUAGAAAAUUAUAUUUUAUUGUUGUUUUAAUAUUAAAUUAUUAUUGUCGAUUUAUAAUUGCAUAACUUGAUAAAAAAUGCUAUGCAAUAGCUUUACCGCGGCAGUCUCCGAGUGCCACAUGUCUUUUUUUUAUUACUUAGAUGGGUGGACGAGCUGACAGCCCAUCUGGUGUUAAAUGGUUACUGGAUCCCAUAGACAUCUACAACGUAAAUACCGCCGCCCAUCUUGAGAUAUUAGUUCUAAGGUCUCAAGUAUAGUUACAACGGCUGCUCUACCCUUCAAACCGAAACGCAUUAAUGCUUCACGGCAGAAAUAGGCAGGAUGGUGGGUACCUACCAGUAAAAAUCAAAUAUUUGAUAUCUACAUGUAAGUGUUACGAUUCCGAAUUUAAUAUUGAAUAUCUGUAUUUAUAUAAUCUGAAAUGAGUAAGUCUAGUAAAGACGUUAAUCGUAAGUUUGUAAGCUUAUGUUGGUGUUUUAAAAAAUAGUUUAUAAGUACCUACUAAUUAUAUGAUGUUUUACAAAGAGUUUAAUGGUAAAUUUUGCUUUCUACGUCGCUUGUCUGCUGAAGUACUCUAAUGAAUUUCAUUUAUUUAACAUUAGUUUUUAUGAUUUUGAAUUAUCAGUAAUAAUUUACAGCGAAAAUUUACAAUCUGACAUUUUCUAAAUUAAAGUUUACAAUAUAUUGAUAUGACUGUUUCGUUUGAAUAAAAGCUAUAAGUGUCGUUGCUAGUCAUUAAAAAUAUAAUGUUAUAACUUAAUUAGUCAUAGGAAUAUUGAAUGUUAGUAGCUAAGUACUAGUACUUAAUCUAGAUUAGAGAUAAGAUAUAGUUUUUCCUAUAUAGAUCUUUAUAAUUAUAAUCAACUAAAAGGUAUAUUUUUUCGGAUUUAAAAACAUAAGGUAAAUAUUCUAUGUUAGUCAAACUUUUUAAAUCUAUCAAUAAAGUUUGACAUUGGUUAAAUUUCGUAUCAUCACAGAAACGUUUUAAUAGUCUCUAUAAACCUACGAAUAAAUAGACUUAUUAUUUAUUCAUAGCUAUAAACUGAAAUCGAAAUCAAAUGUUCAAAGUGAACUUCGAACACUACAAUUAAUAUUUUCGUUAAAUAUUUACUAGUUAUUGGUUUUCACAUAUUAGACAAACAACCAAAAUCGGUAAUAUAUUUUUGUAUGAUAAAAAAAGAAUAAUAUUUUUUUACAUAUUUUAUUAUAUACCUUACAGUUCAAAAUUGUUUUUUUUUUUUAAAUUCAUUUUACUGCAAACAAUAUAAAUUUGUGAAAAACAAUGUUUAUCUUAAUUUGGUUCUCGAAUGACUGAAUCUUAUUUAUUUAAUAAUUUCAAUAAAAUACCUAUACAUUCGUGUUUAAGAGAAAACACGCGCGUUGUAUGUGUAUUUUCAAAACUUCCAUAAGUCGCACUAUGAUAAAAAAAUCUAAUUGAAAAAGUUUUCCUUUUCUCUGUCAACUUAGAAAUGAAUAUUAAUAAGUGAUUUUAAAUGGAAAUUCAGCCCGCGAAUAUAUAAAAGGAUUUACAAGUAUUCACUUAAAAUAUAUAAUAUUUCAUUAUUUGUUUACUAAUUAGACUUGUCGAUGUCAUUUGGUGAAAUAAAUAUAAACCACUA